Messenger RNA from Biomphalaria glabrata, 2513 nucleotides. Its product is annotated as piggyBac transposable element-derived protein 4-like. The transcript is spliced from 2 exons. Bases 277 to 1950 code for a protein of 557 amino acids. The record is from RefSeq and is a predicted model, not a curated record. NCBI's taxonomy places the organism in Eukaryota, Metazoa, Mollusca, Gastropoda, Planorbidae.
CCAUAUUGGAUUUUCGAUCACCCGUGGUCGACACCUUAAAACGUCAUUUAAAUAAAUAAAUCUUGAAAUUUUUGCGUUAUUUUUUUAUUAUUUUCACAAAAAAAUAUUUUUUGUUUCGUAAAAAUAUUAUUUUAAGUUAAACUUUUUAAAAAAAGUUAUUUUUAUUUGCGUCCGAAAGUUCACAUUUUGAACAAGCCAUUUUGUGAUUCUCGUCGGCCAUUUUACUACUUGCCUUCACCACUACUAGUGCGCUAGCAUCACGUUUUUACCUAAGAAAUGGCUCAAGACUUAUCUUCUGAUGAAGAAAUUGAGUACAUUUCAAGUGAAGAUGAAGAAUGGAUUGAAGAAGAAUUUCAUGAUGAUGAAAACAUUCAGCCCAAUUUCAAUGAACAGAGGAACUACGGAAGCUAUGAUGACCUGGACCAAAUACCACAUGCCAUACCAGCAUUCAGACCCGAAAGGCCUCCUGGAGCUCAUUUCCCUGACAGUGUAACAAGGCAAAACAGGAGAAACUACCUUACUCCUCUUUCAAUUUUUAAACUGUUCUUUACAGAAGCUUUAGUUGAAAUGCUCUGUAAAUUUACCAACGAAAAUGCUGCUGCCACUGGUCCUUCAAAACCAAGUAUGUACAAGAACUGGAAGGAUAUAGACGUUGAAGAGUUUUACGUAUUCAUGGGACUUCUGAUGUACAUGGGACUUGUUCAGGUUCCCAACUUUAAGCUCUAUUGGAACGGAAAGAGUUUGUUCAAUGGUUUGUGGGCCAGAGCGUUCAUGACUAGAUUUCGUUUUCAGCAAAUUCUUUGCUUUUUGAAAGUAAGCAAUAGAGAUACUGAGGUGGCUACUGAUAAACUUGCUAAGGUUAGAUUUUUAUUUGAAUUUAUUAGGAGAAAAUGUAUGAAAUUAUAUCAGCCUAGUCAAAACAUAUCUAUAGAUGAAAGAAUGGUUAGAAAUAAGGGUAGGUAUGCAUUUAGACAAUAUAUAAGGGAUAAACCAACUAAAUGGGGAAUGAAAUUGUGGGUUUUAGCAGACUCUCUUAGUGGGUACACUUAUGACUUUGAUGUAUAUUUAGGUAAGAUAGAAGGGAAUAGCUCUACUUUUGGAUUAGCAUAUGAUGUAGUAAUGAAGUUAGUGUCCUCUCUAGUAAAUCAAGGCUAUCGUUUAUUUUUUGAUAAUUUUUAUACCAGUUUUGUACUUGUUAUUGAUCUUUUUAAAAAAGGUAUUGUUGCUUGUGGAACAAUCAUAAGCAAUAGGAAAGGGUUUCCAACAGAACUUAAGAAUGUGAAGCAGUGGGAAAAGGUUAGUAAGAGGGGGGAUAUGAGAUGGGUUAGACAAGAUCAGGUUUUAGCUAUGCAGUGGAGGGAUAACAAAACAGUUUCAUUAGUUUCAACCAUGCAUUCGGCAAAUGAGUUUAAUUAUGUUAAUAGGAGAACAAAAAAUAAUGGUGUUUUUGAACAAUUAAAAGUUAAACAGCCUCAACUAGUGGGGGAUUAUAAUUCUUUUAUGGGAGGGGUGGAUAAAAGUGACCAGCUGCUAAAUAAAUAUAACAUGCUGCGCAAAACUAACAAGUACUGGAAAACCUUAUUUUUUCAUUUCAUUGAUAUUGCUAGAGUUAAUAGUUAUAUUUUAUUUCAAGACUGGAGAAAACAAAAUCCAGAUAUUGAAGAAUUAAAUAGAAGCCCAUACUACAGUCAGUUAGAUUUCACCAUUGAACUAAUUAGAGAGUUAGCAAACAUUGAUGAUUAUGACCCAGUUCCUACUAUAGAACAUAUGAGACUUAAAACCUGCCACUCAAUAUUACCUGCGAUGGUUGCUUCAAAAGAUAGAAAAAAUUGUAAACUUUGUUAUAGUCAUCACAAAAUUGAAAGAAAGACUAGGUCCAUGUGUAGUGCUUGUGGUACAUUUUUGUGUUUCAGUCCAGAAAGAAAUUGUCUUUUACUUUAUCAUAAAUAACCUUUUUUUCACAUUCAAUGUACUUUUUUGUGUGAACUAAGUCUACUUUAAAGUUCAAACUGUAAUUCCUUCAUUUAUUAAUGUUUUAAUUCUUUGUAAUUAAUAAUCUAUAUGUUUGGUUUAUAUGAUUAGCUCUUUUAUCAAGAGGAUUUUGUUUUUGGCGUUUUGUUGUUGUUUUUAUAUAGUUUCAUAAAAAGUCACCUCAGUAUCUCAGUAUCCUAUAGAAUUGCCUAAAAAUGAUAUAUGAUAUGUAAAAAUGGUUAUCAUUGAUGAAAAUAGUACUUUAAUUCACAUUGGCUUUUAUACUUUUUUUUUUUAUUCAUGCCUUUUGUCAUAAAUAUGUUUUUUUUUGCAAAAAAGAAAAAAAAAUUGUCACAAGAAUUGAUUUCUUGAAAAAAUGUUUUCACCUACCAAAUUUUUUUAUCAUCUACUAGAUAAAGGAUGCAAUUCUGAAUAAAAUGAUAGAUAACUUGCAAAUAUUUGUAUUAUUUUUAUUUUAGAAAAAUCAUUUUUUAUUAAGUACCUUAAAAAAAAUAAAAAAAAGGGGGAAAACUCAAGAAUCU